Messenger RNA from Anopheles maculipalpis, 513 nucleotides. RefSeq lists its product as uncharacterized. The transcript has a single exon. NCBI's taxonomy places the organism in Eukaryota, Metazoa, Arthropoda, Insecta, Diptera, Culicidae. The coding region runs from base 1 to 513 and encodes 170 amino acids. The record is from RefSeq and is a predicted model, not a curated record.
AUGGGAAGGUUUCGCACACAGCUUGCCCUUCUGCUAGCGUUCGCGGUGUGUGCCAGUGGUUCGCUCGCGUCGGAACAGGGCAAGCCCAGCUACAGGAAGUAUCUGCGCACGCGCAAACCAUCGCACCCGACCGAGCUGCACGUGGAGGAGGUGCUGGAGGUGUUCCGUACCGAUGGGGCUCCCCCACCGUACGGUGUCGAUAAUGCGCUGGUGAAUCACUUUCUUGCUGUGCAGCUGUGGGAGCAAACGCGCACAGCUGCUAGCGUUACGUCCAGUACGGCACCGACGGUGGUGCAAGUGACAACGGUAGCGAACGUCGCCUCGGUACCGGAACACAGCACCUUCGCAACGCCGGUGUACGAGAACCGCAAUCCAAUCUACAGCUACCUCUUUCGUCCAUCAAUCACUGCAACCAAAUAUGCCGGCUAUCCGGCCGAAAGUACCAUCAUCAUCAAGGAGGCUGAUCCGAGGCUGAUAACGCAUACUGAUGCGGAUGAGGCACCAGUACACUGA